CCUCCAAUGCCACGUGGCAAGGUCUUAGAUUUUGCAGGCUUGGUUUGAACACACUAGUGUGAAUUUAUGAGAUUCACAAAUAUGGAAGGGGAAAAAAGCAAAGAAGAAAAUGCAACAAGCCCUCUCUCUCCAAAACUUCUCCUAAACCCCAAAACCAAUUUCCUUCUUUCUUCUACUUCUUUUCCUUAUAAUCGCCAAGACCCAUUUAAGAGACCCGCAAUCUAAUACCAGCUGAAAAUACAAAACAAAAAAUGAAAAAAAAAAUGAAAAACAAUUUAUGAUACACCAAUCAAGAUCGCUCUAGAAAAGAUCAAGACCCACAUUCUCACUCCUUCCGAAUUUCCAUAAAACUUUUGCCAAACACACAAACACGCAUACAAACUAACCCAAAGUACCAACUAUCUCAAGAAAAACCAUCAUGCCUGCAUAUGGGGUCAUCUUUUCUCUCAUUUUGCUGCUCUCCUUGACUACUACUGUGAUCACUAGCACUAGCAGUGAAGCAAGUUUGGCCCAAGUAAAUGGGUCUUUUGCGGCUGUGAAGGGCGUUGAUGUGCCUCUCGUGCCACUUGUAGAGGCAGGGAAGGUGGAGAAGAUGGUGUUGAAUGAGAGUAGAAGGAGGUUGGGGAGCUUCCGGAUAUGUGCUCUGUGUACUUGCUGUGGAGGAGCUAAGGGUCUCUGCUUGCCAUCUCCUUGUUGUUAUGCCAUCAAUUGCAACAUUCCAAACAGGCCUUUUGGUUUCUGUUCUUUCACUCCCAAGACCUGUAAUUGCUUUGGAUGCCAUAUCUAACUCUCUUUAUUUUCUCUCUUUCUCUUGCUCUCCAUAAUUUAUGAUUAUAUUGUUUAAUUUUGGGGUCAUCUCGAUUCUAUUGUUGGGAGUGUGAGUGGGGAAGAAUAUCUGUUCUUGAUUUAUUUGUUUAUAGCUUCUUCUUUUU
Messenger RNA from Ziziphus jujuba (common jujube), 932 nucleotides. RefSeq lists its product as uncharacterized. The transcript has 2 exons. The coding region runs from base 419 to 787 and encodes 122 amino acids. The record is from RefSeq and is a predicted model, not a curated record. Lineage: Eukaryota; Viridiplantae; Streptophyta; Magnoliopsida; Rosales; Rhamnaceae.